Molecule: messenger RNA, 2337 nt
Organism: Onthophagus taurus
Lineage: Eukaryota; Metazoa; Arthropoda; Insecta; Coleoptera; Scarabaeidae
Gene: Noc3
Product: Nucleolar complex protein 3
Biological process (GO): DNA replication initiation
Cellular component (GO): nucleolus
Molecular function (GO): chromatin binding
Source: RefSeq, a predicted model, not a curated record
UUUGACUCCAUUUAUUUUGAGUUCACUGUAUUUGAUUUGACGUUUAAAUACCACGAGAAUUGUUGAGGUUAUGUGUUAACUUUAAAUCUAAUACAACAAUUUUAUUGAAAAUAAAAGGUUUAUUGAGACAAAAUAGGCAAUAAUGAGUUCUUCAGACGAAAGUGAUUAUGGAGAAAGUAUGUUGGAGAUGAUGGAAAGUGAAGAUUUGGAGUUUUUAAAAAAUGCCGUUCAAAAUAAAUCUUACAGUGUUUUAAAUAAAGUAAAAUGCCUUAGGAAAAAAACUAAGAAAAACAAGAAAGAAUCUUUAGAUUUGGAAGAUAAAUAUGAGAUAGAAAAUGAUAAUGAUGAACCUAAAACUAAAAUUUUAUUACCAAUAAAAAGUAAGAAAGGGAUAAUAUUAAGAACUAUUGAGUGUUCAGAUGAAGAAGAGAGAGAUGAUACUGAUAAUCAAGAAAAUGGGGAUAAAGAGAAUAAAAGUGACGAUUUUAAUGAGGAUAUGGAUAAUUACGAGUUUGAAACUGAUGAAAUUUCAAAAGAAAUCAACAAUCCCAUUGAUGUUUUAGCAAAAUAUAAUGAAUCAUUAAGAAAUAAAAAGGUUCAUAUUGGUUAUAUGUGUUCUGGUUUAUUAGAAAAUCCUGAAGAUAAAAUAGGAAACUUUAGAGUUUUAUUUAAAAUGUUAGAGGAAGAAAGUAAUGAUGCUAAAUUGGCAAUUAAAAAGUUAAUAUUUGUGUCUUUAUUGGAGGUGUUCAAGGAUAUUUUACCUUCAUAUCAAAUUCAACAGCAAGAAAUCACGAAAGAUGUCAAAUUAAAGAAGGAUACUUUAAAGUUACACAAAAUGGAAACGACACUUUUGCAAUAUUACAAAAAAUAUUUGCAAUUAUUAGAGAAAUAUUCUAAGAUUUUAAUAGUUAAAGGAAAGAAUCAGAAAAAUGAGGAAGAUAUUAAAAUAGGCGAAGUUUGUAUCAAUGCUUUGUGUGAAUUAUUAAUUACACAUCCUUAUUUUAAUUAUUCCUCAAAUAUUGCUCAAACAACAAUUCCUUUUUUAAAUUGUAACAAUAUUAACGCAAGAGAAGCUGUUGGAAACGCUUAUAGAACCACUUUUAAACAAGAUAAAAAAGAUGAAUUAACUCUAAAGAUUGUAAGGGGAAUAAAUGCUUUCAUAAAAAAUAAAGCUCAUAAUAUCAGACCGGAUAUGUUAGAAGUUCUUUUACAUUUAAGAAUAAAAAAUGCGAAUUUGGAUCAAGAGAAAGAAAUUGAUAUGAAAGAAAAGAAAUUGUCUUCUCAUAAACAAAAUGUGCUAAGAUUAUCGAAAAAGGAACGAAAAAGAAAGAAACGUCUGCAAGAACUUGAAAAAGAAAUGUUGGAGGUAAAAGCACAAGAAAAUAAACAAAAUAAAACCAAAAAUAUUACAGAAAUUGUCAAAGUUGUUUUUGGAAUUUAUUUUAGAAUUUUAAAAUGUUCUGAAAAUAAUAAAAUUCUUGGAAUGUGUUUGGAAGGAUUAGCUAAAUUUUCUCAUUGUAUAAAUUUGGAAUAUUACAUGGAUUUAUUAAACAUCUUAGAUUCUCUUCUAAAAGAAGAUUGGUUGACUUACAGAGAUCGAUUAAAUUGCGUUCAAACCGUUUUCACGAUCCUUUCAAAUCAAGAUGAUAUCAUCAACAUCGAUCCAAGUCGGUUUUACAUUUCCCUUUAUAAAAGCAUUUUGAACGUACACGCAUCUAAAACGCACAAUGAUACUGAAAUACUUUUGAAAACUACAGCGGAGGCGAUCAUAAAACGAAGAAAACGCAUUACAAACAAACAAUUGAUUGGGUUUUUAAAAAGGCUUUGUACUCUUAGUUUACAGUUGUUGCAUAAUGGUACAUUGGGGUCGUUAGGAAUUGUUAAACAAGCGCUUCAGUUAAAUAGAUUUACUGAUGUUUUAUUGGAUGUUGACCAAACUGUUGGGGAUGGCGAUUAUCAACCAUUUUUAGAAGAUCCUGAGUAUUGUAAUGCUUCUAGUACAGCUCUUUAUGAAAUGACUUUGUUAAGGAAUCAUUAUCAUCCUAUUGUUGGGAAAUUUGCAAAACAUAUUUCAAGUGGUAGUCCAGCUACAGGUGAAGGAAGUUUACCACCAGAAUAUGGAAAAAUGAAUCAAGAACAUUUAUUUGAGAAUUUUGACAUGAAUGAAAUGGCGUUUAAUCCAAGUAUUCCUAUUCCAAAGAAGGGCACAUCAAAAUUAAAAAGGAAAAGAGAAAUGUUUGUUGAUGAAGAUUUUGAAGAUUAUUGUAGAAAAGUUGCUAAAAUGGCACGUGGGUGUAUAUUUUUAAAAUGAAAAUAAACAAAUUCUUUAAACAUAAA